This is a messenger RNA of Coffea arabica (coffee), 716 nucleotides long. RefSeq names its product peamaclein. Lineage: Eukaryota; Viridiplantae; Streptophyta; Magnoliopsida; Gentianales; Rubiaceae. The record is from RefSeq and is a predicted model, not a curated record.
CUUCUCCUCUACCUACCACAGACAGACCAUCAUGCUAUAAAUUCCCCCCCAACUAAGCCCUUUCUGAUCAUGAACAACGAAUCACUCACAACCCUCCUAAGCAUACUACUUUUCCUUUCCCCUAGCAUUUAUCAAAUCAUCUGCCUUUUCCUAGUACAUUUUCCACAUAUAUUCUGCCUGAUCAGUUUCUUGAGAGCCCAGAAAGAUGAAGCUAGUCUUCUUCACUUUGCUCCUCCUUGCUCUUGUUCUCAACUCCUCCUUCAUCCCAACCACAAUGGCUGGAUCAAGCUUUUGUGAUUCAAAAUGUGGAGUGAGGUGCUCGAAGGCUGGAGUGCAAGAUAGAUGCUUGAAAUACUGCAAAAUUUGCUGUCAAGAGUGCAAUUGCGUGCCUUCGGGAACUUAUGGGAACAAGCACGAGUGCCCCUGCUACAGGGACAAGAAGAACUCCAAGGGCAAGCCUAAAUGCCCUUGACUUAAUUCACCUGUUUCAUUUACCAAAUCUACAGAGCACAAAUAUAUUACUAGUAUUAUGUAUCUUGGCCGUCACCGCUGGCCACUAAGUUAUAUGAUGGUUGAAUAACUUUUUUGAGUGUUUUGGCUCUUUCCUCAUAUGUGUUGCUGUAUAAAAUAUAUAUUAAGAGUGUCAUGCUACUGCCAUAAAGCAUUGUGUGUCAAUCUUUUCUAUAUUAAUAAUUAUAUGAGUGAGUUUUUUUAUA